AGCGACCCGCAAGAAUUAAACAAACAGCUGAUUCUAGUUGGUUAUUGCGUUGAUUUGAAAAUGGAUUCACYGUCUACCAUCAACCAAGAAGGCUGCUUCAGCAAGCACAAUGAAUCGGGCCAUAAAAUUGAUGGAGAAGAAUUUAAGGAGGACAAUGAAAAGAUGUGGCCAAAAGAGUGCAUGUUCACUAAAGAAGGCAAGAAUAGAGCUAAUGACAGAGUCAAACAGACAUUGGACAUGGUUGAAAAAAUUCUUUGUCUUGAGAACAUUAGUGAGUGCACAAACCACAUGCUAGAGAAGUCUUCAGAUGGUUACAUUACCAGCCUUGGUCUAUAUGAAAGAGGCAUUAACAAAMCAAAGCUCAUACACAACACAAAUGAGAUGGUGAAGAAGACUGAUAUGGAAGACUACGAYGAGUCRUGUGAUGCUUACUUGAAACACUUUUAUGUCACAUUCAGURCAGAWGGGCAACAAGYCAKUMGAAUUCCAUUUUUUGAGGGAGAAACAUUUUUUGAUGCCCUGUACAAUAAUACAAGAUUUGAUCAAGMACAAGAUGGAAAMCCYAGAAUAUGCAAAUGCCAUUURAAGAACAAGGARGGCCAACUCAUCUCACUGAGMAAUGAAGCUAUUCCAGGAUUUUUUGAGUUAGUAUCCUCUGACAAGGAACCAUUCCAUACAAAGGAGUUUUCACUAGAUUUCAAACACCAUAUUUUGGUGACAGACAUGAAAGAUCUAAUUGAUAAUGAAAGCAGGUGUGUUGGGGCUGUCAUAGCAGUUCGUUACGAUCAUAGCAAAAAGCCUGUUCAACACCAUUUUGAAGGAACAUGCUUCAGGAUUGGCAAAGGAUAUAUAAUGACAAAUGCACAUGUUUUGAAUAACAUAGAGAAGCAUGGCUUUAGCUGGAAAGAUACAGUAGUUAGUUUUAACUACACAGGUUUUGGAGGUCAAACUUACCAUGUUGAUGCAAGUGCUAACUACCUGAAAGUAGAGGCAUUGGACUAUGCAAUCCUAAAACUACAAGGGUCUGAAGAAAGCCUGCCACCCAGUGUCACUGACUUUGGGUACCAGAUAGCACUCCCUGGCUACACUAUUGAAGAACCAAUCACUCUGAUUGGUCACCCUGGUGGACAUCCAAAGUCCAUCGAACCUUCAUGUCCAUUAAACAGUGCAGCACCAAAUCCAAAUUUUUAUAGUGGUCCCAACAGUCUCUACAUAAGGCAACAACAUGCAGCUCAUUAUAAUGUGAGUACGUUCUUUGAGGGAUCUUCAGGUUCACCUGGAUUCUUGGUGCAUGCUAAAAAAAUAGUUGUAAUGCACAGCCAAGGUCAUAAUAAAGGAACAUUUUUCAGCUAUGAGGAAGGAGUCUUGAUGUCUUCAAUUGUUAAAGAUGUUGAAGCAAAAAUCAGUGGAAAUGUCACUCUAGGAGACAUAUUUGGAGAGGAAACUGCCACAGCUUUUAAGCAUGAAAUGCCAAUGGACAUAGACAAUUAGAUGCCUAACAAAGGGCCUUUAAAUGUAACCUUAUCUGUCUUGGAUUUUGAAAUGAAAAAUUGAAACCUUACAAGGCUACAUUUGUCAAAACCCUGAAACCUUACAAUAGAAUUAAGCUGUAUUGCCAACAACUGAUGUAGACAGUAGCUGGUUUUUUGCUUGUAGCUGGUCUAGAAGUAAGGUGUCUUCUUUCCUCAAUUAGUCUUGGUGCACACCCUGGGCAAGUGUUAGCACACUCCCAGCCUCCCUAGCUGAGCUACAUCGGCUAUCUGAUAUCAUGCAGUCGAUACAUUAAAUAUCUUCAUUUGCAUCUUUUUGGGAAAGUAGUUCUAAGUUUAAAGAUAUCAUUAAUUUAUCAUUGCAUCAGAUGUACUUCUGAUUGCAUUUACAAAUUUUCAGAAUUAUAAUUUUAGAAAUUGUUUUAUUAAGUUAGAUUAUGAGAAUGUAAUAUAUUGUACUAUCAUAAUUGAUUAGGAGAUUUCAAGAUAAACACAUGACUAUUUUUAUU
This is a messenger RNA of Exaiptasia diaphana, 1999 nucleotides long. RefSeq lists its product as uncharacterized. The record is from RefSeq and is a predicted model, not a curated record. Bases 61 to 1491 code for a protein of 476 amino acids. The transcript has 4 exons. NCBI's taxonomy places the organism in Eukaryota, Metazoa, Cnidaria, Anthozoa, Actiniaria, Aiptasiidae.